GUGGGAUGGGCAGACAGUAAUCAGUUUUGGUGUCUCGCUGCUCUCGCAUCCUAAUUGGGACUGAAACGGAGGGCGGCAGGAGGAACCUGGCUCUGACUGCACUCUCUCUGCAAACUAGACCGUGGUCAACCCGACAGAAGAAAAUAAUUAGCAACAACCAAACCAAGCAGCCACAAACUCUGUGAAACACACAUCAUAAGGAAGGCGGAUCAUCUGAUGUGCUCCUACUUCGGAAGAUUAGGUCGAAAGUGCAAGCUGAUAGUUGAAAAGACCACUGACUACCCUUCCACUGAGUAUUCUCUGGUGGAGGAUGUUGCCCUCCACUUUACUUGUUUGAUGGACAGACUGAAUGAGCAGCGCCUGUUUCAACCAGACUUAUGUGAUGUAGACAUUGUAUUGGUGCGCCAGAAGAACACGUUUCCUGCUCACAAAGGCGUGCUCGCGGCCUACAGUCAAUUCUUUCACUCGCUUUUCACACAAAACAAGCAGCUUCAACGUGUUGAACUUUCGCUAGAAGCUCUGACAUCGCAAGGGUUUCAGCAAAUCCUGAACUUUAUCUAUACAUCAAAGCUGCUAGUAAAUGCCUGCAAUGUGCAGGAUGUGCUGAAUGCUGCUGCAGUUCUACAGAUGAAUGAUAUUGCCACUUCCUGUCAAGAAUUAAUAGAUAGUCGGUCCUUAAACUUGACGACAGUGGCUAGCGAUAUGUCAAAGCAGGAAAAUCGCAGCAAUCCCCUUGGCUCUCAGUUUUAUCGUGAGAUAAAGCAGGAGGUGGAUUCACAUCCUAAAAUCUAUGCUAGAGAGGGCAACAAUCCAUACUCUGUACGUGUGGAGGACAACACUGGGAAACAACAUUCACCAAUCCAGCCAAAUCAGCAGUAUUACAAGGAGGAGAAUGAUGACCAAACAGUGUGCAAGAUUGAGGGAGAUACGGAACAAUUGGAUAACGAUUCGGACAGUAGGGGUUCAUAUAAUCGGGAACAGAUCAUUGUGGAGGUUAACCUUAAUAACCAGACUCUGAAUGUUUCUAAAGGGGCCGAGGGCAUGUCUUCACCUUCAGAAGCUACGGCUGUAUUAGGUAGGUGUCCUGAGGAUGAAGAGGAAGAUGACGAAGAGGAUGAUGACGACGAUGAUGAGGAAGAAGAAGAGGAGGAUGAUGAUGACAAUGCUGAUGGGGAUGAAGAGGAAGAGGAUGAUGAAGAUGUCACUGAGGAAGAGGAAGAGGAUGAAGAAGGUGAAGAAAGUGAUGAAGAUGUGAAUGAAGGGGGUGAUAACUCUGAUACUCCAGAAGUCAAGACUGAAAGUGGGCAAACAACCCGACGAACAUCAAGAGCUUUGACUGCUUCCAAAGGCUCAACUCCUCCAGCUCCAAGCCGGUCACGGAGACAGGCCAAACAUGAAGUGAGCACUCGAGGUCGGAAGCGAAAGAAAGAUUCUGAUGGCUCAAAUCAGAAGGUGAAAAUUGAAGAGAAACAGCACUUCCCUUGCAAAAAGUGCCCCCGCGUGUUCAAUAAUCGCUGGUACUUAGAGAAGCACAUGAAUGUCACGCACAGCCGCAUGCAGAUCUGUGAUAAGUGUGGCAAGCGAUUUGUACUGGAAAGUGAGCUGUCGCUACAUCACCAGACUGACUGUGAGAAGAGUAUUCAGUGUGUCACCUGCGGGAAGGGGUUUAAGAAGCUCUGGUCACUUCAUGAACAUAAUAAAAUAGUACACGGUUAUGCAGAGAAAAAAUUUUCAUGCGAAAUCUGCGAGAAGAAAUUUUACACAAUGGCCCACGUCAGAAAGCACAUGGUCGCUCACACAAAAGAUAUGCCAUUUACCUGUGAGACUUGUGGGAAGUCAUUUAAACGCAGUAUGUCACUGAAAGUCCACUCUCUGCAGCAUUCGGGAGAGAAACCUUUCAAAUGUGAGAACUGCAAUGAAAGAUUCCAGUACAAGUAUCAGUUGCGCUCUCAUAUGAGCAUCCACAUCGGACACAAGCAGUUCAUGUGCCAAUGGUGCGGCAAGGACUUUAACAUGAAGCAGUAUUUCGAUGAACAUAUGAAGACGCACACUGGGGAGAAACCGUACAUCUGUGAAAUCUGUGGCAAGAGCUUCACCAGCCGGCCAAACAUGAAACGGCACCGCCGGACGCACACGGGCGAGAAGCCAUAUCCAUGCGAUGUCUGUGGACAGCGCUUUCGUUUCUCCAACAUGCUGAAGGCGCACAAGCAGAAGUGUUUCCGAGUCACCAACCCCAUCACGGCAGACAGCAACCCCCUGAGCCUCACAUCCGCCACGCCUCCCAACUCCAGUAAUCCUCUCAUCAGCCCCCAUCCCCAAUCACACCCUCACUCCCUCCCUCUGCCCCUCCUUCACUCCCUCCCACCAACUCUCCCCCCUCCCCCGCACCUUCCGCCACCACCUCCCCUGUUUCCAGCUGGACGGAUAAACGCCAACAACAACUGAAUGGCUGUAAACGGAGGGCAGUUUUGGCCCUCCGAACAAAAGAAGAGACAAAUGACUAGCAAACAGUCAGAAGCGCGCACUGGGUGUGACGCUGAAUAUAUUCUGUUACCUGGAAGGAAUAUAACCAAAGGGGGCAUACUUAACGAAUGGGGACUCAGAGUCAAGCAACCUUGAAAAAAAUCAUGAUUGAUUUAUGUAACAAAAAAAACUAUUUUGGUGUAUUAUUUACAGUAAGGAUGUAGACAAAGGAUUUUUGUUUUUUAAUGUCAUUAUAGGACUAAAGGCUAUUACCAAGUAGUCUGAACUACUUUUAAAGGCAGCCUAGACUUAAACUGCUCUCACUUAAAAAAAAAAGACUUUUUCUGUUUGCGUUUUUGAGCAUAAAUAUCCCUGCGGCAUAUAAUGCAAGAAGGACAUGUACAGAUUUAAUGCAGAGAGCAAAGCUAAGCAGCAGCCCUUCAUAAAUGUGUUUCUAAUAUACUUAAUUAGCAAGGUAUUUUGUGAUUCCUCCCCUUUCUAAGCAUCCCUUUCCAUCUCUACAAAUCCAAUUCCUUCCCAUACCCAAUCCCACUCCUCUACAAACCCAACCUCUUCCCAACCCCAAAUCCCCCCUCAUUCCCAAACCCAGACCCAUCCUUUUGAGCCUCCAAAGUGUAACCUGCUAUUUUUUUAACACAUGUUUAAUUAAGUAAAGCAAGCUGUGCUUGUGUGUAGCAAGUUGAACCAUUUACCGUGGCAUGUCUAAACCGACUUGACCUUUUAGCAGCCAUUGUCGUCUUAUGAGUGAACCGGAACAGUGUUUAUUUUACCAUGGACUGUAGAGCUUACCACAGAAGCAACUGAGGUGAGAGGAUAAGAGCGAAUGGAACCAAGUGACUCCAGCUUGUGGCCAAGUACAGACACCAAAGAGGGAACGACGAACAAGAUCAGUCACAGAAAGUAGGACUUCUCUCUCAGGCAAUUAACAGCCUGGAGGUAGGGACCUGGGUGGAUUGCAAAAGUAUGCUGUAUCCACCUCCUACACCAGUUCACCUUACUGACUGCUUUGCCUCCAAAAUUUAUGGACAUGUUUGUUGGGGCCUGCCAGGGAUCCCUUGGAGGACCAAGUUAGCACUUGAUGAUCACGAGCACUGUCGCUUUUAAUAGGAAAGUAGAGUUAAUAAAGACAGAAAGAAGUAUUUUCUUUUAAUAUUUAAAGUGCAGCAGAAGGACAGACCAUUCCAAUCGUUCUUAUAGAACUGAGUCUGUAGUUUAAAUGGGAAUGAAACUGGUCAGUGCUGUUCAGGAGGAUUCUGCACUAAGCCAAGCAGGCAUGGUGUAAUGGAAGGACUGAGAAAUUGCGUGCAGUAGAAGUCAAGUAAGGAGUUUUGAGGUGUUGAAAUCUCAGCAACAAGAAAUAUUGGGAAAUAUGUUGCUUUAAGUUGCAGCUGAUGUGAGGGUUUUUGCACUGUUCAUUAACAUGAAACUUUACAGGCCCCAGGGAAUAAAAAAGAGAUGACAUUCUCUUGCAAAUGGUUGCCUUAAAGGACUUGACUUACAGAGUUUAGCAAGACAUGGUUGGGAAUCAUUAGAUAUAUUUGCACAUCACAGAGAUACUUCUCUCCCUCCUCCUGCAAUUGUCAUCAAAUGUAGCUGAAAUUCAGUCAUAGAAACAAUAUGAUGGGCUCAGAUCUAAAGUGUGGUCAAAUUAGAAGUGUGACUUGGUACCAGAACUGGGGAUUCUUCUUUUUGUCUGGAGUUAAGCCCAGAUGCGUCAGAUGUUUGCUGUCUGACGUAGGACUUUCAGCACAUACUUCAGUAUUUCAGAUAGUGCCUUUGUCAUUAUGCUGCUACUCUAGGAUGAAAAUCUCCUUGACUAGCUUCCCCCUGAUCAAGGGCUUUUAUUUUACUGGAAGGCAUCCAGUAUAAUUGUGGCCCUGCUCACAAGCGUGAGCAAACACUCACAAUUGACAGUGACAAUGCGAGGUCUGGUUGAGCUUUUGAUUUGGUAACCCUUCCAGUAACUGUUCAGGGUGGACUAUAUGACAAACCCAGGGAUAUUAAUUGCAUUGCUGCAGCAUCCUUUCUGUCUGAGUCCAAUUCACCUGAGACAUCUUGACUUCAAAAAUGGUGUGCCUUUCAAAGGUGCAGUUUUGUAAGUAGGAUCGAAGGAGGAGGACAGAGAGGAGCAGUCUUCCAUUGGCUACUCUGAUACCAUUGCUGCUACAGGUACCUUACCAGAAAGGUCUUGUACUUGACACAGCUGUCUGCUUGUGGGGGAUUUUCACAUAUAGCUUUAUGGGAAGAGUUCCCCAAAAUUGAAUCAUUUCUAUAUGCUGCCAUUUUAAUCACCUUCUGUUCUAUUGGACUAAUGGAUAUUGCCAUCCCUUUUAACUUGAACACUAACCUAGAUUUUAAAGCAUUACAAAGGGGAGAGCUUAAUUUUUGAAGCCCACCUUAAACUGCAGCAAUUACUUUCUUUGGGAGCUGGAAGAGACCUCUGAUUUUAGGGUGGGAUUUUGUUGAAUCAUGCGGACAUUACACUACAUCCUCGCCACAGAUUAAUCUUUGUGUAAUCAUUAAAUAUCCAUUUUUCCCUACCUAUCCUAAAGUUUAUUUGAUCAUAAUGCAGGAUUAAAAUAAUAGAAAUUCAACUGAAACAUUCAGUUUCAUUGAUGUGCUUAUAGGCUGCUUUAACCAUUUAAAUCACUAUUUUGCACCGGGGCAUGGGAGAAGGCAUUCUCUGUUUCUGACCUGCAGAUUUUAGAGGAAUCAUUACUCUACUAUUAGUAACAGCAGAGCAAAGUUUGUUUGCAAGUGCAUUGUUAAGUCUCAAACUUUUUUUUUCACAGAAAUUAACGUGCAGUAUUUGUCAUUGUACAGAGACAAGGAGGAAAAUAUCAGUGAAGCAUCGCAGUAUUUUUAAUAUGCUCUUAUCGGAUACAGAGUUUAAAAAAUAAAAUAAAAUAAAAAGUUGGUUAUUGUAAAGACAUAGGACUUUUAAUAUUCAAUGUUUUGAUACUUUUGAAUUCUGCCUGAUUUGCUCAUCCAGGAGAUAAAGGACGACUGCACCUUGAGGCAGUAGCAAUCUUUGGGACGGGCAUCCUGAUACUUAUUUCCAGUAUUGAUAAUUCAGCCGACUUUUAAUUGGAAUUGGUGUUCUAACAUAGGAGCCCUCAGUUCAUUAGCAAGUAAACCUGCUAAUUCUCUCAGAUGCAGCAAAGCAGCAUGGUGUAAUGGGAUGCUAGCCUGUUGUUAUAGGAUCCAACAGUAAUGACAGCAAACUUUGUUCCAAGUUUGCAAUUCAGGACAAAACUGUGAUCAAAGGGGGUUUAUGGGAUCCUUUGCACAAAACAGUAUAAUGUGAAUCAUCCAUUUCAGCUGUUCCUUUUCCUUCAGAUCCUGGAAUUUAAUUUGUAUGAUAUUCUCAUCUUUCAUUAUAUAUUUUAUAUAUAUAUUCUGCUAAUAAUUGCAUGCUAAAUGGAAUUCAACCAGAGGGAGGGAGCGGUUAUGAUUCUGUGCUUCCUUCUGCAGCCUUCAUCUCUUCAUUGUACUUUUUAAUUCCCUGCAAUACAUAAUCCUUCUAUUUUAUUUAACAAUUCUAAAAAAGAGUUGGAUGAAAUUAUCUCUAAUAAAAAAAAUUCUUUUUAAAAAAAGGCUAUUGGCCAUCACAAAGUGAGAAACCUGUGCACGUAAAUGAUAUAGCCAAGUGCAAUCUGUCAAAACUGCAGCUGAGAGUCUCAAUUCACACCUUUAAGGAUUGCCUUGGCUUUUUCAGAGGCGCACUGCCUGUGGGUAUCACAUUGUUGCCACACGUAUUCAUUUAAAACAAAAUUUGAAGCCCUAGUUCUAAUUGCAACAACUUCUGGAAUCCAUCCGGUUAAUGGUGAGGUUAUUAUAUCAUUCCACUCAUUAUGGAAGUACUUCAAACAGGCGUGCUCUGGCCUGCCAAGUCCCUGAGGCUAUAUUGAGUUAAGGUUUGGUCUCCAGCUGUGUUCAUGGAGGAUUUUUUUUUAAAUUAAGUUUAAAGGCUGUUGUUCAGAGUUUGAGAAACAUGAACAAGGUUAGCACUGAAUUGGAGCCUUUUAACCCUUUGUUGACAUCCUUAUUUCACAGUGAAUGUUACUUUUGCUGUACAAAAUGAAAUCAUGGGUGAAUUGAUUCAUAAGCUUCGUUUAGGUAAGCUGUAUUUACAAUUAAAUAUUGCACCUUAUCCCUAAUACCCCUUCCUCCAAAGGACCACAGAUGAGGGGGGAAAAACACUGCUUCAUACUGUAGUUAUUCCGCUAUCUUGUGGAGAAAUUUAAUUUGAAGUGAGAUCAUAUUGAUGUAGAUGGCUGCAUAGUACUGCCUCAUUCAGGUAGUGUUGUGCAGCUUGAUGAAUAGAGGAAAUGCUACAGUUAAUAUUCGUUGGAUAUAAGGCCAAAAUUUAGCUUGGCCCAUUUAGUAAAGCAUUAGGUUUAAGAAAAAAAAUUAAAAUCAAAUUUGUGUAUCAGUCAUAAGUAUGUUAAUUCUAUAUUUUACUACAUAAACACAUCUUAGUUAUCUUGUGUACAUAGCAUUAAUGUAGAAUGUUGUAGUCUUGUGGUUUAAAGGAAGAUUAUGUCCAUAGGUGCUACAAUUACCAGUCUAUAUCUGUCAUUUAUGUAUUGCUUAGUGUAUAGUGUAGUCAGGAUUUGCUGUCUAAUUCCUGAAGAAAUAAAUUCUUUCAUUAUGAUAAAA
This is a messenger RNA of Chiloscyllium plagiosum (whitespotted bambooshark), 7146 nucleotides long. NCBI's taxonomy places the organism in Eukaryota, Metazoa, Chordata, Chondrichthyes, Orectolobiformes, Hemiscylliidae. The record is from RefSeq and is a predicted model, not a curated record.